Molecule: messenger RNA, 483 nt
Organism: Parastagonospora nodorum SN15
Lineage: Eukaryota; Fungi; Ascomycota; Dothideomycetes; Pleosporales; Phaeosphaeriaceae
Exons: 3
Coding region: 1-483 (160 amino acids)
Source: RefSeq, a predicted model, not a curated record
AUGGCGACUCAACGGGACCAAUCGAUGAAAUUUCGAGAAGGCCAAGUCUCAGGGUCAACUGUGGAGGGCGGAGACGCCAAGGAGGAAAGUGUUGGCGGGCACUUGGCUGUGGCCUUGCUCGAAAAUCCCGCUUCAUGGACCCUGCCGUCUUCGGGUAAGCGGCACAUGGUGUCCAAAGAUAGCAAGCGCAACCAGAAAUGCUAUUCGUUUGGUUUUGAGUUCGUUGACAGGUCCAGAAGUCGUCUGUACUACUUCAAGUGCGGCGCGCGCAGCGAAAUAUCGUUCCUGGCAAUGUUCUCCACCAGCUCCAUACUGAGAACACGGCUGGACGUGACUCGCCAGGGGCUAUCGUACGAUGACAAGAAGGCUUGCAGUAGAAGAGGAGGCUUGAGACAAACCAAGGCUCCUGAGAGUGACAGUGAUCAGGACGUGAAUUAUUCGCCCAGCGAUAAGCGCGGCUAUGGUACAAGAAGAUUUCCCUGA